Molecule: messenger RNA, 384 nt
Organism: Vicia villosa (hairy vetch)
Lineage: Eukaryota; Viridiplantae; Streptophyta; Magnoliopsida; Fabales; Fabaceae
Exons: 1
Coding region: 1-384 (127 amino acids)
Source: RefSeq, a predicted model, not a curated record
AUGUGCUUCUAUAUUUUCCCCGUUCAUAGAAAAUCAGGCGAUACAGUCGUUCAAAGUGUAUAUGACCGCUUGGUAGAAGAGGAUGUACACUUUCAUUCUUACGUCGAUCACCAUGAGACGAUUCCCUUUGACGACAUAGUCUUAUACUCGAAAUGGUUGACUAGCGGGUCACGUUUGACGUCUCUUUAUCUGCCUGAAUGUGUCAUGCGUCAGUUCGGCUACAUGCAAUACAUUCCCAAAGAUUCUUAUGUUUCAGCUCCUCCCAGUGCGAAACGUAUAGAUAUGAAUGCUAUGUUUGGUGAUUAUGUUAAUCAUUUAGUACCAGAUGAGGCACAGAAUAUCAUAGUUGAGUACGACUGGAGUUACGUAGACGGUUACAUUUGA